AUGUACUGUUUUGGAAAAUUCGGGGAAGUCAAGCGAUGUCGAGAACGCGAAACUGGCCUUGAGUUUGCUAUUAAAUUAGUACCAAUAAACAGUGCCGAGGACAAACAAAUAGUGAUGAAUGAGAUUCGGAUAAUGAACAGGCUUUAUCAUCCCCGAUUGAUUCAACUUCAUGAUGCCUUCCAGACGCCCCAACAGAUCGCUAUGGUAGUAGAGCUGUGA
Protopolystoma xenopodis is the source of this 219-nucleotide messenger RNA. Lineage: Eukaryota; Metazoa; Platyhelminthes; Monogenea; Polystomatidea; Polystomatidae. The record is from the annotation of a GenBank genome assembly.